GCUUCGUCGAGUGUUUAGAGCUAACAGUUGCCGCUGUUUUUAAUGAGCUGAAGGAUUGUUUAUUUUAUUCAUAAUUGUGUUUUAUUUUAAUUUAAGGGUAACUUUGAAAUGGGAGUGCCGGCAUUUUUCCGAUGGUUAAGUCGAAAGUAUGCGUCGAUUAUCGUGCACUGCAUUGAAGAAAAGCCUAAAGAAUACAAUGGAGUACGUGUACCAACUGAUACAAGUAGACCAAACCCAAACGAGGUGGAGUUUGAUAACCUGUACUUGGAUAUGAACGGUAUCAUUCACCCUUGUACUCAUCCAGAAGACAAGCCUGCGCCAAAGAAUGAAGAUGAAAUGAUGGUUGCUAUUUUUGAAUAUAUUGACCGUUUAUUCAAUAUUGUUCGUCCACGAAGAGUUCUUUAUAUGGCAAUAGAUGGAGUUGCUCCACGUGCCAAAAUGAAUCAACAGAGAUCUAGACGGUUUCGAGCCUCCAAGGAAGCCGUGGAAUUGACUGAAGAGAAAUCACGCAUCAGAGAGGAAAUAUUUCAACGAGGUGGAUAUCUUCCGCCAGAAGAAGUAAAAGAGAGAUUUGAUAGUAACUGUAUUACACCGGGAACUGAAUUCAUGGAUAAUCUUGCACAGUGUCUGAGAUACUACAUUGCUGAUCGUCUCAACAAUGACCCUGGAUGGAGAAACAUAACGGUUAUUUUAUCUGAUGCAAGUGUGCCUGGUGAGGGUGAACAUAAAAUUAUGGAUUAUAUUAGAAGACAACGAGCUCAACCAAAUCAUGACCCGAAUACUCAUCAUUGUCUGUGUGGUGCAGAUGCUGAUCUAAUUAUGCUAGGACUUGCUACACAUGAACUCAAUUUCACUAUAAUAAGGGAGGAGUUCAAGCCAAACAAGCCAAAACCGUGUACCCUUUGUGGUCAACUUGGACAUGAAAUUAAGGAGUGUCAGGGUGUUGCAAGAGAAAAGCAAGGAGAGCACGACGAGUUUGCUGAUACCCCUCCCUGUUCAGAGCAGGAAUUCAUAUUCAUAAGACUUACCGUCCUACGUGAAUAUUUGGAGAGAGAACUAACAAUGGCUAGUUUGCCUUUCCCAUUUGAUAUUGAAAGAAGCAUUGAUGACUGGGUAUUCAUGUGUUUCUUUGUUGGGAAUGACUUUUUACCCCAUUUACCUUCUUUAGAAAUUAGGGAAGGAGCAAUUGAUCGAUUAGUUGGCAUUUACAAAAAUGUAGUACAUAAGACUGGGGGCUAUCUGACUGAGAAUGGGUUUGUAAAUUUGGAGCGAGUUGAGAUGAUUAUGGAUGCUGUGGGAGUGGCAGAAGAUAACAUCUUUAAAAAAAGAAAGGACGACGAGGAAAAUUUCAAGAGGAGAAUGAAAGAAAAGAAAAAAAGAAUGAAGACUGAGAAGCCUGCAUUUAUACCUCGAGGGCAGUUUGCACCUCAACCACUGGGAGGAAGAGGUAGAUCACAACCAAUUAACAACCCACGGCAGGCUGCUUAUGAAAUGCGAAUGCAAGAAAGAAACUUGGACAAUAGGAAUGCUGCUGCAUCGUUGAAAGCAAUGAUGAAGAAUGGCCAUCAGCCUCAAUCACUUAUGAGCUCCCAUGACAAAAACAGCACGUCUCCAUCACCUGCUGUGAAGAGAAAGGCAGAGGACAGUGACAGUGAACCUGAACCAGAAGACAAUGUCAGGUUAUGGGAAGAAGGGUGGAAACAGCGUUAUUAUAAAAACAAAUUUGAUGUAGAUGUAUCUGAUGAUGCAUUUCGUCGGCGAGUGGUGAAAUCGUAUGUUGAAGGUCUUUGUUGGGUCCUUAGGUACUACUACCAGGGCUGUGCAUCAUGGAAAUGGUUUUAUCCAUUUCACUAUGCUCCUUUUGCCUCUGAUUUUAAAGAUAUUAAAGAUAUGUUCAAAGAGUUUGAAGCUGGAACAAAGCCGUUUAAACCACUUGAACAGCUAAUGGGAGUGUUUCCUGCUGCCAGCGGAAACUUUCUACCUCUAACUUGGCAAAGAUUGAUGACUGAACCGAACUCCUCCAUUAUCGACUUCUACCCUGAAGAUUUUGCCAUUGAUUUAAAUGGAAAGAAGUAUGCUUGGCAAGGUGUUGCUUUGCUGCCUUUUGUUGAUGAGCGUCGUCUGAGGGCUGCCCUGGAAGAUGUGUACCCUGACCUCACUUCUGAUGAAAUUAAAAGGAACAGUCUUGGAAGUGAUGUACUCUUUCUUGGAAAGCACCAUCCCCUUUUUGAUUUUGUGUGCGAGUUAUACAAAUCAAAUAUGAUGGAGUUUGUGGACAUACCUCCUGAACUGUGCCAUGGUAUCAAGGGGACUGUCUCCUUAGAUGAAAAUCCUGUUUUACCUGGAAAAUUAGUUGAGUCACCUGUACCAAUGCUAAAGGACAUUGCAAUGAACAAUGCAGUUAGCAUAGAAUUCAAGGAUCCACAAUAUCAUGAAGGCUUUGUCUUUAAAGCUGUGGUUCUACCUGGAGCAAAGGUACCACAUAAAGUGUUAAAACCAGGUGACUGGGAUAAUUCCAAUCAACGUCCUUGGAAGCCUCAGCUUGGCUUUAAUCCAAACCGACAACAAGCCCACUUAAGUCAAUCUGCAUUUAGGACAUUAAGUCAUAAUAUGCCAAGAGAGCGAACAAGGGAUGGUGCAUACAGCAACGCACCACCACCAGGGACUUACCAUCAGCCAGGACCAAAUAGACAACAAAGAGCAUCUCUGGCCCCACCAGCACAAUAUUCAAGACAGCCAGCAUCUUUAUUAGGCCCAAUGCCUGGGUACAGCCAGCAGCAGCAGCAGCAGUAUUCCAGAAAUUAUGGUAAUGAACCUUCAUUGGGUUGGAAUCGAAUGAUGCAGUCCCAGAGGUCUGCUUACCAGCAAAAUCAACAGAGAGGGCCAGAAUGGUCAAGUGGUUACCAGCAGCGUCCUAAUGAUCUUAGAGAUCAAAGGGGAAGACAGGGAUACAAUUCUGGGAGGAAUUAUCCCCUGCCACCUGCUUCAGGAAGAUACAGCUGGAACUGACUGUAAUAAGUACAGUAUGCACCAUAUCACAAAAAGGGACACUGCCUCGGUGGAAAGCGAAAGCCUAUUUAGUAUCUUAUUUUCUCAUAAUUAUGGUUCCUUUUUUAUUGUGAACAGUGCUUUUUUUUCCCCCAACUAGAUUAAUCUGUUACAGUUAAGACAUUAGUUUUGUGGAUUUGUGUGUAGCGCCCUCCUCCCCCAACCACCCCAACCCUAUUUCUGCAGUCUGAAAUUAAUUGUUGGCAUUAUCAAUUGCAAAAUCAUUUCAUUUGUAAUUCUAUAAAUAUUUCCUUGUUUAAUUUCUUACAAUUUUUUUUAUGUAUUUA
This is a messenger RNA of Polypterus senegalus (gray bichir), 3335 nucleotides long. RefSeq names its product 5'-3' exoribonuclease 2 (gene xrn2). Gene Ontology annotation, molecular function: 5'-3' RNA exonuclease activity; RNA binding. The record is from RefSeq and is a predicted model, not a curated record. Gene Ontology annotation, biological process: nuclear-transcribed mRNA catabolic process. Gene Ontology annotation, cellular component: nucleus. NCBI's taxonomy places the organism in Eukaryota, Metazoa, Chordata, Cladistia, Polypteriformes, Polypteridae. The transcript is spliced from 31 exons. Bases 109 to 3009 code for a protein of 966 amino acids.